AAUCAUUGGCGGGCACAGCUCAACAAGGCUGUGUCCUUGUUAGGGGCUAGAGAAACUGAGGAAGCUAAGAAAGCUCUCAAGGAAGCUUUUAAAAUGACCAACAGGGUUGAAUUACAUGAUGCUAUAUACCACCUGAAGCAGCUACAGAAGAAGAAGGUGAAGGGUAAUGGAGAUUCCAAUGGGGAAGGGGCUUUUGUGGUUGUGGAACCAUCAAAGUUCAAGACAGUUAGUGAGAAGACUACAUUGAGGCAGGAUUUAAGCAAUGCUCUUCAGAUUAGGGCUUUUCAGAGAGUGACAAGAUUGAGUCGUUGUGAGGUUGAUCUUCUGAAGAGGGAAAUGACUGAAAAUGAUGUUCCUAUAUCCUACUCUGGUGGUGGUGGUCCUCAGAAAUCCAUUCGCAAGCCUAAUUUGGAAGAAAUUCUACGCAGGUUACUCAAUUUUCUGAAGCCUGAAACUUUUCAAGGAGCUGUGAAAGCCAUAAAUGAAAAAAUCCUUUCUGUCUUGGAUGAAACAGGCUCGGGAAGGGUUGAUUUGGGCAUGUUUUAUGCUGUUAUUGCUCCCAUUUGCGGUGGGCCUCCAGAUAAGCGAAAAAGGGUUGCCUUUGAUGCACUUUUAUGGCGACCAGUGAAUGAAGGCAGUUCUCAGAUAAGAAAGGUGGAUGUUAUGAAAUACAUCAAAUUGUUGAGGGCUAUUUAUGUUCCAUCAGAUGGGGUAGCCGAAAUGCUUGAAGUUCAUGGAGAAACAGAUUCCUCAAUGGUAUCUUUCAGUGAGUUUGUAGUCAUGUUUGAUGAUCCAGAUCGGGGUUUUGGUGUCAUGUCAACUCUGAUGAAGCUUGAAUCUGGAGAUAGGAAUCGCCAUGGACACCGUGUUUGCUCAGUUUGUCACUACCCAAUUAUUGGUUCCCGUUUUAAGGAGAUUAAGUCUCAUUUUAAUCUAUGUAGUCAUUGCUACAGUGAGGGAAAGGUGCCUUCUAACUUUAAGCAGGACGAGUACAAAUUCAAGGAGUAUGGACGUGAGGCUGAAGUGAUGAAAGAUAAGUGCAUGUGCUUUACUUAGCAAUCCCAUAAGAUCUAUAGCUAGUUGACUUAAAACUUUUUGGGUUAAUUCUGUAUCAUUCCAAUAUUUAGUUGUGAAGUGUGAAAUAUAAAUGGCUCACAAUUGUGUUCAGCGGGCUGCAUGCCCUUGUAUAAUAAAAUCGUUUUCAAUUGUGGCUCCAUGAUUGUUUGUGGAUAAACCCUUCAUGCUUGA
Rubroshorea leprosula is the source of this 1248-nucleotide messenger RNA. NCBI's taxonomy places the organism in Eukaryota, Viridiplantae, Streptophyta, Magnoliopsida, Malvales, Dipterocarpaceae. The record is from the annotation of a GenBank genome assembly.